AUGCGGUAUUUCCUACUUUUCCUCUUUUUACACCACAUUUAUCAGUUCUUAAUUUUAAUUAGUCUUGAUGUUGCUGCUAUUGGUUGGGCCGUGCUGCGGCCAUCUUUAUCUUUUCCAAGCAUGUUCUUAUAUAACUUAAGUUUGCAGAAGGCAUCUGGUAUCACGCAUGCUAUCAAUGGAAGCUUUUCUGGAACGAAGCAGCAGGAAAUAGUAGUUGCAAAAGGAAAAAUCCUUGAGAUUAUGCGCGUCGACGCAAGUUCUGGCAAACUAUACACUUUGCUUACAACGGAGGUGUUUGGAAUCAUCCGGUCUCUGAUGCCAUUUCGCUUGACAGGUGGUACAAAAGAUUACAUUGUGAUUGGCUCGGAUUCUGGGCGCAUCGUUGUAUUGGAAUACAUCCCCUCCAAAAAUAUAUUUGAGAAAGUACAACAAGAAACUUAUGGUAAAAGCGGAUGUCGUCGCAUAAUUCCUGGACAGUACCUUGCGAUUGACCCAAAGGGUCGAGCUCUUAUGGUAGGAGCUGUUGAAAAGCAGAAGCUUGUCUAUGUGAUGAACCGGGAUUCUCAGGCCCGUCUCACAAUUUCCUCCCCACUUGAAGCUCACAAAUCAAAUACUCUUGUCUAUCACAUGGUUGGCGUUGAUGUAGGGUUUGAGAAUCCUACAUUUGCCUGCAUCGAGAUGGACUAUGAAGAAGCCGAUCAGGAUGCAACUGGUGAGGCUGCAAGGUCUGCUCAUCAGCUGUUAACCUACUACGAAUUGGAUCUUGGACUCAAUCACGUUGUGCGCAAGUACUCUGAACCUCUAGAGGAGCAUGCUAACUUC
Molecule: messenger RNA, 822 nt
Organism: Hydatigera taeniaeformis
Lineage: Eukaryota; Metazoa; Platyhelminthes; Cestoda; Cyclophyllidea; Taeniidae
Source: the annotation of a GenBank genome assembly